CUGUUUUGGUAUUUUUCUUCCGGAAACAACACAACACUACUUGAGAGAUCCGCGACCUGCUUGUAAAAUUAUAAUGAAAUGUUUCGAUCAGCUGGAAUUGCUGAAAUUAUACGGUCCCAUCAGAAAGAUGACAGCCUUCUUGCUUUCUUACGAUCUACUGUCACCGAUAUAUUCCAACAAGUAGCAGGACCACGUCUAUGGAUUCAAUGGAGAAGGUACCUUGACACCAGUGCUGAUGUGGCCUAUUUUGCUCUCACAUCAUGCUCUGAGCUCCAGACUAUAGGAGAGGAGUAUGUAAGCUUGAUACAAACAGACAGCUCCCUGCGGUCAUUGCCUCCAUUAUGGCGACGGCUAUUCAUGGUAUUUCUUCAAGUCCUUGCCCCUCAUCUGCUCACUUCAGCUUUGGAAAGAUUUGAGCAACAGCUGCGACAUUCCAGUUCUUUUAACAUCCGCUCCAGCUCAAGAGAAACUAUAUUGGGUUUCCUGCCGCUCGUCCGAAAAGCUGUUACAGUGCUGCACAGACUGCAUCUUGCUGCAUUUUACAUUAAUGGUGUCUUUUAUCAUUUGGCAAAACGGAUCUCUGGAAUUCACUAUGUUCAAUACAUGACUAAGGAUCGGGGAGCAAGUUCUGUACGACCAUUCCAGAUACUUGGCUAUUUGUCUAUUGUCCAGUUUGCCUUCUCUGCUCUUCUUAAUCUGUACAGUGUGGUUCAAGCUGUGAAGCAGCAAAAGAAAGAAUUGAAGACUUUUGAACUUGAAAGUGAGAGAAGAGAUCAAGAUUCUCGGAUUGUUAAGUCCAAUGAGAAGUGUCCUUUGUGCCUCAGUAGGAGACAACACUCCACAUUGACACCCUGUGGACAUCUGUUCUGUUGGAAAUGCAUACAUGAAUGGUGCCAAAGUAAACAAGAGUGCCCGUUGUGCAGAGACCAGUUCCCACCACAUCGCAUGAUUCCAUUGCAGAACUAUGACCCUCCAUAAAGCUGGGAUCCUGUUCUAGACAUAUUUCAAUACGUUUUUUUUAAUGUGUGUGUUAUGAGCGUUAAAAGGAGUCCCU
Messenger RNA from Aplysia californica (California sea hare), 1054 nucleotides. Its product is annotated as peroxisome biogenesis factor 10. Gene Ontology annotation, molecular function: zinc ion binding. Gene Ontology annotation, cellular component: peroxisomal membrane. The record is from RefSeq and is a predicted model, not a curated record. Gene Ontology annotation, biological process: protein import into peroxisome matrix. The transcript has 7 exons. Lineage: Eukaryota; Metazoa; Mollusca; Gastropoda; Aplysiida; Aplysiidae. The coding region runs from base 79 to 978 and encodes 299 amino acids.